Molecule: messenger RNA, 1719 nt
Organism: Thyridium curvatum
Lineage: Eukaryota; Fungi; Ascomycota; Sordariomycetes; Thyridiales; Thyridiaceae
Exons: 3
Coding region: 1-1719 (572 amino acids)
Biological process (GO): superoxide anion generation; defense response
Cellular component (GO): plasma membrane; NADPH oxidase complex
Molecular function (GO): superoxide-generating NAD(P)H oxidase activity
Source: RefSeq, a predicted model, not a curated record
AUGGAUGACUACUACGGGUACUCGAGAUACGAGCAGUCGGAGCGGUCAAGAUGGACGCCCUUGACGCGGAUGUUGUUGUCUGGUGAGAUGACACAGGAGAAGCAGAAGGAGCUGAGCGGGCGGGAAAAGUUCGACCGAUGGAUGAUCAACGAGGGUUACCGACGAGUCUUUGUCCUCGUUUUCAUGCUUCUGCAUGCCAUGGUCUUCGCUUUCAGCUUCGUCAACUACGCCGUCAAGGACAACUUGCAGGGGGCGAGAGAUACCUUCGGGCCCACGUUUAUGAUUGCUAGGUCGGCAGCAUUGGUGUUGCACUUUGAUGUGGCUCUGGUUCUGCUGCCAGUCUGCAGGACACUCAUCUCUCUCGCCAGACAGACUCCGCUGAACGGCAUUAUCCAGUUCGACAAGAACAUCACCUUCCACAUCACCACGGCUUGGUCGAUCGUGUUCUGGUCCUGGGUCCACACGAUUGCCCACUGGAACAACUUCGCCCAGAUCGCAGCCAAGCAGAAGCUGGGCAUCUACGGCUGGCUUCUGGCCAACUUUGUGUCUGGGCCCGGCUGGACUGGCUACAUCAUGCUGAUUGCACUGAUGGGCAUGGUGCUGACCUCCAUCGAGAAGCCCCGCCGAGCCAACUAUGAGCGCUUCUGGUACACGCACCACAUGUUCAUCGUCUUCUUCGUCUUCUGGUCGAUCCACGGUGCGUUCUGCAUGAUCCAGCCCGACUUUGCCCCCUUCUGCGUCUCGGUCGGCACCACCGCCAUCGGUGUGUUCUGGCAAUACUGGAUGUAUAGUGGCUUCAUCUACCUGGCCGAGAGAAUCGCCCGCGAGAUCCGUGGCAAGCACAAGACCUACAUCUCCAAGGUCAUUCAGCACCCCAGCAACGUGUGCGAGAUCCAGAUCAAGAAGGAGCACACCAAGACGAGGGCUGGUCAAUACAUCUUCUUCUGCUGCCCCGAGGUUUCGAUCUGGCAGUACCACCCCUUCACUCUGACCAGUGCCCCCGAGGAGGACUACAUCUCGAUUCACAUGCGUGUGGUCGGAGACUUCACCAGGGCUGUCUCGAAGGCGCUGGGUUGCGAGUGGGAGAAGAAGGCCGGCGACGGGUCCAAGGUUGUGGGUGUCGACGGACAGAACUCGGAGAUCGACCCUGCACUGAAGAGGGUCCUGCCCCGUGUCUACAUCGACGGCCCCUUCGGUUCGGCCUCGGAAGACGUCUUCAAGUACGAGAUCUCGGUCCUCUGCGGUGCGGGUAUCGGUGUCACCCCCUUCGCCUCCAUCCUCAAGUCGAUCUGGUACCGGAUGAACUACCCGCAGAAGAAGACGCGUCUCGCCAAGGUCUACUUCUUCUGGAUCUGCCGUGACUUCGGCUCCUUCGAGUGGUUCCGCUCCCUGCUGCUCGCCAUCGAGGCCCAGGACGUCGACAACCGCAUCGAGAUCCACACGUACCUGACGGCCAAGAUCAAGGCCGACGACGCCACCAACAUCAUGAUCAACGAUGCCAACGCCGACAAGGACGCCAUUACCGGUCUCCGCGCGCCGACAAACUUUGGCAGGCCGAACUGGGACAUGAUCUUCCGCGGUAUCCGAAAGCUGCACACCCCGUCCGAGGCCGGUGUGUUCUUCUGCGGUCCCAAGGGAUUGGGCAGCACGCUGCAUAUCUACUGCAACAAGUACAGUGAACCUGGUUUCUCGUUUGUCUGGGGCAAGGAGAACUUUUAA